UUAAUAUUUAAAAAGUUUAUCUUAAUUUUUUGACUAAAGACAUGACAUCACUUGUCCGAAAAUCAACCGCUUCCACAAGCCCUAUCCCAGAUACAGACCCCGGUUACCUAGAGAUCGAGGACAUAUUUUCCAAGAUAGUUGCUAAACUUGCUGAAAAGUACGCAUAUACUCCCCCUGACUGCCCUGAGAAGGACCUAUUCGAGGAAGAUCUAUCCAUCAAGAAGUUGCUAACCUACCUGGUCUAUGUGAAGCACUUGUCACUGAAGAAAGUCACGAAGAUAGUGAACAAACUUGAAGAUAACUUUAAGGAAUACAAGGACGGGAUUUAUUACGACUAUGUCGUUGAGGAGUUCAGCGAGGCUAAGAAGUUGUUCAUUGGGAGGCCAGCGAGUUUUUGGGUGAGAGGGAAGGAAGGAGAAGGGCUGAUGAAAGGAACUUUGUUCCCGGAUUUGACCUGUGAGGGGAUGAAGGAGGUUAAAGGACCUAGCAAGCAAAAGAUUCAUGAAAUUUUCCAAGUAAUCACCACCCUAACUAAUCUCGUCCAAAGCUGGAACCCUGACGCCACUCUCGCCCCUUACGGCUCCUUAGUGAACGGUUUCUGUAUCGAAAAUAUCAGCGAUAUAUAGACUUGACUUUGAUCCUUGAGAAAUGGAAAGACAAGCAUCCUUCAGAGUACGCUCACUUUUUGAAGAAAGUAUUAGUCGAAGAUACAUUAAGCUGAUGGAACUUGAUAGAGACAGAGAAUGUGUGCUUGCUUAUGUGCGAUGAUUACUGUGGAUUUGAGGUUGAGAUCUGUUUUAAUAAUAUCACAGGUAUGGUCAAUAGCGAGUAUAUCAGGACUCUGGCAGAGGUAGAUUAUAGAUUUCAUGAAGUUGGCAUGUAUCUUAAGUAUUUCAUUAGUCAAGAAAGAAUAUUCACUAAGAUGAACAAGCUGAAUUCCUUCAGUGUUCUUUGAAUGCUGAUUGUGUAUUUGCAAGAUGUAGUUGAUCCUCCAGUACUCCCAAGAAUCAUUAGAGAGAAAACUCUCCAAGAUGACAAGAUCUCUGGCCUCUUCCCAAAGUAUUCUUGAGCAAGAGACAAUGAGAGAAAAGUAAAGCUUUACCCAAUAGAUGUUGAUUUUGAAACUGAUACUAGGAAGAUCUUAACAAAAUUCACUUAUCAGUUGAAAAAGAGACAAGAAAGAGAAGGAGGAUAUCUUUAUAACAAUUCUACAUCACUUGAUCUCUUUAGAGGAUUCAUGCAUUACUAUUUCAAUGGAGGAGGCUUUGACUUCAUUCAUGAUGUUGUUAAUACAAGAAUUGGGAAAAUUCAACGGCUAAAAGAACUGAAGACAAAUCUUGAAGACAGCAAGUUUGGUAUCUCUUUAGCAAACAGGAAGACUCUUUCUGAAUGUGUUAUAGGUGUUCUUGACCCUUUCAACCUUCACUAUGUCCCAUCAAGAGGAUUUAGAUUGAGCCGUAAGAAUGUGUUUGCCAUGAUAGAUUGCUUCUUGGAGCCUUUUUACACAAGAAAUCAGUAAUAAAAUUUAAGUUUUGAUAUUUCAAUUAGCUGAAA
This is a messenger RNA of Moneuplotes crassus, 1554 nucleotides long. The record is from the annotation of a GenBank genome assembly. Lineage: Eukaryota; Ciliophora; Spirotrichea; Euplotida; Euplotidae.